Messenger RNA from Anastrepha ludens (Mexican fruit fly), 632 nucleotides. RefSeq lists its product as uncharacterized. The record is from RefSeq and is a predicted model, not a curated record. The transcript has 2 exons. The coding region runs from base 78 to 632 and encodes 184 amino acids. Lineage: Eukaryota; Metazoa; Arthropoda; Insecta; Diptera; Tephritidae.
CAGUGAAGAAGUCCUGCUUCCCUUGGCUUUCAUCAAUUACUUUAUUUGCAUUUAUUGCAAUAUUUUGUUUUUUGAAUAUGAAACUAUUUGUUUGUUUAGUCCUUAUUGGAGCUAUCGGAGUAUCAGCUAAACCUAAACCAAGUGCUGAUUGGUCCUCCGGAGGCGGUGGAGGCGGCGGAGGCUGGUCUUCCGGAGGAGGUGGAGGUAGCUGGUCUUCUGGAGGAGGAGGUGGCGGAGAUGUGCAGAUUUUAAAAGUGAUCACUGAAGAGGGCGGCGGUGGUGGGGGCGGAGGUGGUUGGCCCUCAGGCGGUAGUGAUUGGUCAUCGGGUGGUGGAGGCGGCGGAUGGACUUCGGGUGGAAGCGGUGGUGGAGGUGGUGGAGGUGGAGGAGGGGGUAUUAAAAUAGUUAAAAUUAUAAGUUUAGGAAGUGGAGGAGGUGGUGGCGGUGGUGGUGGCAGUGGGUGGUCAUCCAGCGGUGCGGGAGGUUGGUCUUCUGGAGGAGGUGGUGGUCAAUCUACAAAAAUUAUAAAAAUCAUAAAACUUAGUGGAGGCGGAAAUGGAGGAGGAGGUGGCUGGUCAUCAGGAGGUGGGGGAGGUGGGGGAGGUUGGUCAUCGUCAGGUGGAUGGGACUAA